Messenger RNA from Siniperca chuatsi (mandarin fish), 2554 nucleotides. RefSeq names its product coiled-coil domain containing 105 (gene tektl1). The transcript has 8 exons. Bases 479 to 1918 code for a protein of 479 amino acids. Lineage: Eukaryota; Metazoa; Chordata; Actinopteri; Centrarchiformes; Sinipercidae. The record is from RefSeq and is a predicted model, not a curated record.
GAUGCCGAAAUGCACCUUGGGAGUCGUAGUUAACUUAUCCCUCUACGUUUUUACUUACAUAGGCUUGUACCUUUUUGACUUUUCAUAAAAACCAAAUAUGUUCUAAAGCAGUUGUUAAUGUUUGUACUGGUGAUUCAACCUUUAGGCUACAUGUGCUUCAACUCAUGUAACAUUGUCUGUGGGGAUAAAAUGAGGAACCAGGGGCGUCUGAAACAUGGUCUGACCCUAACUCCAAAGUCAGUGUUGAAUGACAGUGCUCCCUAGCUGUCUCCUCCUCACUGUCCAAUCACUAAAUAGCUUUGAGUUUCUAGUUACUUUAGGAACUGUUGCUAUGGAGCUCAUACCUCAACACCCCACACAAAGUUAUCCCCUGGAUGUUUCACAGUGGACACAAAAUACUAAUUACAGGGAUUUAUCAUAUUCAGAGAGGAAACAGCUGUUAGUAAAGAUUUUUUAGGAGGAAAGCGCAUGUGAAGGAAUGCAGGUCCAGUCGGUGCCACUCGGCUCUGUCACCAUCGGACCGCAGUCUUGGCGCGAUGGGACGCUCCGCUCCAUCCGUCGGGCGGAGCGCCUGGUGCGGCAGACUCGGGCCGGGCGGUCCGGGACUUGCAGCCGUCCCCGGAGCUGCAGCGCCGCCGCCGGUUUCACCCCAAAGCGCGCAGACGGCACAGCGGAAACCACCGAAGAUAAGAUCACAGCGGAGGAAUGCGGAGAGAGUCGUGACUCCAUCUGCAAAAAUAAGAUGUCGAGGCCCCAAACUACAGGAGCGAUGUUCCCCAGUGGCUCUCACAGAUCACCUGUGGCCCCGUUCCCGCCUACCAGCUUGCGUGAGCAGUGUGCUGGGGUCAGCGUUGCCGUGGCCAGUGACUACAUGCGGAGGGUGCGGGAGGUGGAGGGCCAGCUGCGCAGGCAGGCCGGCAGGGUGACCCAGGAGGGCAUCAAGCUGGAGAGGGAGAGGGGCCACCUGGAGAGGAUGCUGCGCAGCCUAAGGACUGCUCUGACUAUCAACAGGAGGAGCUCUGAGGGGAGGACCAGGAGGCCGUCCACUGCUGAGACGGAGAGAGAUGGUGCUGAUUACUUGUUGUUGUGUGAGAGAAGAGAGCUGGCCCAGUUGAAACAGGAUCUGGAGGGAGUGCUGAGAAACACACUGACCCAGCUACAGGCCCUGGGUCAGAGCAGCAGACAGCUGCUGGACUGUGCCAGUGAGAGGGCUCGUGUCCUGGAACUACUGCCUCACUGCAGCUCUGCUGGAGGACACCACAGCGCUGCUCAGACCUUCACCAAAACAGACCCAGUCAGCCCCUUUACACCAGAAUGUAAACAGAUUUUAGAGUCGUCCAGUUUGACAGUCAACCAGUCACAGCUACUGAGGAAAAACAUCAGACAGACGCUAACCAGUGCAAUCACCAGGCAGAAAGCUGUUCACCAUACAGUCAAUGACGGCCUGGUGAAGAAAAUGGCAGAGACAAUCAGUCUGCAGCAAAGCCUGACUUUGAUGUCAGCAGCCACCAGACAGGCCCUGUUUCGCAAGCAGAGGGAAAUUAACUGUAUUCGUCACAGCCACGACAGAGUGCAGGGUCCAGAGUACAGCGGUGACAUACUGUCCAGAGAGAAACUCAACAGGCCUCUGGUGCAGGUUUAUCAGAGACACCCAGGGACACAGUUACCUGAGGCUGCUCAUCUCAUACAGAGCAGUGCAGUGCUGAGGCGACGUCUGAUGUCUUCUGAGGGUGAGCUGGCGAGGCUGCAGCACACCUGUCUGCAGCUGCUGGACGACCAGCAUGGUAAGAGAGCAGCAGCUCAGGUGGACGCAGCUGUCAUCCGCAUGAGGCGUCAGCAGGUCGACGUGCGAGCCAUGCCUUCUUUCCUCCAGCAGGGGGCGUGCAGAAGCCAACUUGCCUUGUCUUGUGUUCAGUAGGGCUGCAGCAAGCAUGCAAGUAAAGAGAGAGAUUAUAGUAAUUGUGUUGUGAGAAAUAGGGAGCAGUCAUGUGCAAAAUGUGCUGGUUCAAGACUGAUCCAAUUAAGAAGAAUUUUAAUGCUACAGCAUAGCUAUUUAAGGCAAUAUUGUUCUUCCAGCUUUGUGGCAACAGCCCUUUCCUGUUUUAAUUACCCCCGUGCACAAGGUCAGGUCCAUAAAGAAAUGGUUUUCCCAGUUUGGUGUGGAAGAACUUGAUUGGCCUGCACAGAGCUCUGACCUCAACCCCAUCCAACACCUUUGGGAUGAACUGGAACGCAGACUGUGAUCCAGGCCUUAUCACCCAACAUCAGUGUUGGACCUCACUAAUGCUCUUGUGGCUGAAUGGGAGCAGAUCCCUGCAACCAGGUUCCAAACUAUUGUGGAAAGCCUUCCCAGAAGAGUGGAGGCUGUUACAGCAGCAGAUUGUUACUCAUAGUUUCAGAAUUAAAUCUUUAACCACCACAUAUGGAUGUAAUGUUCAGGUGUUUACACACUUUUAGCCACACAUCGAGUUGGACAUUUUCUCUGUUUUCCCUUUGUGCAGUAACAUUUUCAACACUUUAAUAAACGUUAAAACUAGGUUUAUAAGUCACAAAA